Cavenderia fasciculata is the source of this 1218-nucleotide messenger RNA. RefSeq lists its product as uncharacterized. The transcript has 3 exons. The record is from RefSeq and is a predicted model, not a curated record. Bases 1 to 1218 code for a protein of 405 amino acids. Lineage: Eukaryota; Evosea; Eumycetozoa; Acytosteliales; Cavenderiaceae.
AUGGAUCGUAACUCACAGAACCGUUCAGACCCCUUCGAUUCAACAGGUAAAGAAGCUUCCCGUCAUUAUCUAAUAUAUUAUAUCCUAAGAAUAUGUUGGAUAGGAUAUGACAAUGCAGCAUUUUGUUCAUGUAAAAGUGAAAGACUAGAACAAACCAACAACAAUCAACAAGAUCAAACAGUCUCUCCUUCUACUACUACUACUACAACUACUAGUCAAUGUAAACAUCACGAUGAAUACAAUUGUAAAUCAUACAGGAACAAUCUAGAAACAAGAUACAAACAGUUGCAACUAGCAUUUAUCAACAAAAAGAUUUUCAAUCAUAUAAAGACUAGACCUCAUUCAUUCCCAAUCACUUUUGCCAUGUCUGAAUGUAAACUUGUUAGGAAACCAUCACUUCAAGGAACCGAUUCACUCUUGCGAAACGCAUCAUCAUUGUCAACCAACACUCAAUUAUUCUCAGAAGGAUUAGAAUCAAUCAUCUUUAAACGAGUUACAGCCGAGGUAUUACCAUCAAUCAAGAAAUAUCAAGGGUUCAUAACAUUUUUGGAUACAGAACAUCCCACUCCAAACCAAAUCACACAUCUCUUACUUGCCAAAUUAAAAUAUCAUCUUGUAAACCUAGACCGAUUAUUUAGUUUUACAUCACUUGUAUCUUUAAGCUUGUCAAGUAUAGAAUUGGAUUUUAGUCAAUUGGAUCCUAUAUCAGUAACUAAUCGAUUCGAUAAAAACAAGGCAUUACUAUUGGGUGCAGCCACACAAAUAUUUCAAUUUCCUAAACUCCAAACAUUAUACAUGGGAAUUAUUCUAUUACCUGGUGGUGAUCCAACAAACAUUAUUCCAUCAACAGUAACUAAAAUUGUUUCAUGGUAUCCAAUGAGACCACGUAUAUCAAAUACUGGUUUAUUAUCCAUUAUUAAUCAUAAUCUACAUAUUAAAACCCUUAAAUACAAUCAUCGUGCAUCAGAUCCAGAUAUAGAUUCAAAUCCAAUCGAUUUUGCUUUAGAAUGUUGGUCUGAUAUUUCACCCAAAUCAUCACUCGAAAAAAUCAUUGCAACAUUGGAACAUGGACAAAGAUCAAAUUUAAUGACUGAACCACCAACCUUUUCCAUUCAUCUUGAGCAAUCAUCAUCAAUUAAUUAUAUUGGUUAUUUUAUUUCAGAUUAUUAUAACAAAUAUAUAUUUUUUAAAAAAAACACAAACAAACAAAUAAAUUGA